Molecule: messenger RNA, 1347 nt
Organism: Dryobates pubescens (Downy woodpecker)
Lineage: Eukaryota; Metazoa; Chordata; Aves; Piciformes; Picidae
Product: serine/threonine-protein kinase PAK 3
Exons: 11
Coding region: 1-1347 (448 amino acids)
Biological process (GO): regulation of MAPK cascade; intracellular signal transduction; regulation of actin cytoskeleton organization
Cellular component (GO): cytoplasm
Molecular function (GO): protein serine/threonine kinase activity; ATP binding
Source: RefSeq, a predicted model, not a curated record
AUGUGCCAAAGCAGUACAGAAACAUCAUCAGAAACAUCACCAGAAACAUCAUCAGAAACAUCAUCAGAAGCAUCAUCAGAAGCAUCAUUUAAAACGGCUUCAGAAACAGUACCAGGAACAACAUGGGAAACAGCACCGGAAACGGCAUCAGGAACAACGUCAGAAACCUCAUCAGGAAGGACAUCAGAAUCCCAACUAUCUUCCUCUGUUUCUGUUGAAGAAAGUGAAGAGGAUGAUGAGGAUGAUGAUGAGGAGGAUGAGGAUGAUGAUGAUGACGAGGAGGAUAAUGAGAGAGAUAAUAAUGAGCCUCCAUCUGUUAUGGGAAGUCGGCCCAAAGAUGCAAAAGCAAAAAAAAUCAAAGCUAAAGCCAUCGCUCCUCAGCCUGAAGACUCAACAAGAAAGACUUCAUGCGGAAAGUCAGACAGGCAGAAGAAGAAAUCCAUGCUCCGAAAAAAGGCGCGCCUCCUCCUAGAGCAACUGAGGAGUCUUGUGAGCAAGGAAGAUCCUAACAAGAAAUACAGGCGACUGCAAAAAAUUGGUGAAGGGGCAUCAGGAAGAGUUUAUCGCGCACUUGAGUUUGCCUCAGGACGAGAGGUGGCCAUAAAGCUAAUGAAAAUCACGGACACGCCAAUAAAACAAUUAAUAGGAGAAAUCCUGGUCCUGAAGGAAAAGAAGAAUGCCAAUAUUGUGAACUAUUUAGACAGCUACCUAGUCCGUGAUGAGCUCUGGCUGGUGACAGAAUACAUGCCUGGAGGCUCUUUGGCCGAUCUCAUUAGUGUCAUAUGUCUGGAUGAAGGACAGAUAGCAACUGUCUGCAGGGAGUGCCUGCAAGCUCUGAAUUUCCUUCAUUCAAACAACAUCAUUCAUAGAGACAUCAAAAGUGACAAUAUCCUCCUUGGACUGAAUGGAUCUGUCAAACUGGCUGAUUUUGGCAUCUGUGCUCAGCUCACCCCUGACAAGAGUAGGAGGAAAACACUAGUCGGGACUUUUCACUGGAUGGCACCAGAAGUGGCCAGACGAGAAGCAUAUGGUCCUAAAGUGGACAUCUGGUCACUUGGCAUCACAAUAAUGGAAAUGGUGGAAGGAGAACCUCCUUACUAUGACGAAAGUCCUCGCAGGGUAUUAAAACUGAUAGCCCGAAACAGAGUACCAAAGCUGCAGGACCCCAGGAAGCAGUCCCCACUCCUCUGUGACUUUCUGAACUGCUGCCUGGAGGUGGACGCGAAUAGGAGAUGGUCUGCCAACGAGCUUCUGCAGCAUCCAUUUUUAAAAUUAGCCAAGCCACGCUGCAGCUUGACUCCCCUUAUCAUCACAGCGAAGGAAUUGAGAAAGAGGAGCAAGCGCUAG